AUGCGACAAAUUGACAAGAUUCUGAUAAUCCACCUUUACUCGCUCUUUCAAAUCUUCAUGUUCCAUAAAAAAUGCAAAGACAUCUUCGGAUUCCCCCAAAUAGUUAAACCUGCGGUUUUAUUGUUAUCUACAUCUGUAUUACAAACUCAGUUCUGCCUAAGGAAGCUCCUAAUGGUUUUGAAUGAUUGCACUUGUUUUAUAGUGUUUUGUUUAGCAGAUCAAGCUUUUGAUGAUAUAUUUCAAUUUUUUAUGGAAGUUGCUGGAUUUGCACCUUAUGGGAAAAGGAUCACUGAGCUUUUGAAAGUUGGAAAUGAUAAACGUGCUUUGAAGGUUGCUAGAAGAAAGUUGGGCACUCACAAGAGGGCAAAGAAGAAGAGAGAAGAAAUGUCUAGUGUUCUCCGCAAGAUGAGGGUGGAGGUGGUGAAAACAAGUGAAGCCUUUUUCUUAGGCUUUCAGUUUUGGAAGUAA
Messenger RNA from Fraxinus pennsylvanica, 468 nucleotides. Lineage: Eukaryota; Viridiplantae; Streptophyta; Magnoliopsida; Lamiales; Oleaceae. The record is from the annotation of a GenBank genome assembly.